AUGACAAUUGAUGGACUAAGGUUGGGUGCAUCGACUGGGGAUAGGGUAGAAGUGACUGUAGGUGCAAUAUUGUCUGUAUGGGCAUGUAUAUUCUCAGCACCUGCAGAUGAAGAAGGUAUAGGUGCAGGAGCUACGGUCGCGGUGACCCGCGAUGAGGGGAUCUUGUCUACGGUGAAAGUCGGUAAUGGCGAGAUGAGGUUGAGGCGUGAAGAUGGUGGUGUGCACGGUGGUUUCGGUGAAGGUGAGACUAGAGUGAAGGAGCAGUGGGUUGCGGUGAGGACUAGGGUUGGUGCGGUGGAGCCAGGGUGGAGCAGGGGGUUCGUGGGUUUUGAUCCCGAGGGUGGUGCGGUGGUGACCAUAGAGGAGAGUGAGAUGUAG
This is a messenger RNA of Sphenostylis stenocarpa, 378 nucleotides long. NCBI's taxonomy places the organism in Eukaryota, Viridiplantae, Streptophyta, Magnoliopsida, Fabales, Fabaceae. The record is from the annotation of a GenBank genome assembly.